Diabrotica balteata is the source of this 459-nucleotide messenger RNA. Lineage: Eukaryota; Metazoa; Arthropoda; Insecta; Coleoptera; Chrysomelidae. The record is from the annotation of a GenBank genome assembly.
UGGCCCCAGUUCCCGGCAGGCGUUCAAUCUUCAAGGAAUGCUAAGAAUCCCCACGAGGAAACUUUAAAGUGCUACGUGGAGCGUUAAAACUUUAAAUAGAGCAGCCAAACUAGCAAAUUCUGAAAACGAGAUGAGACGAAUAAAGUGGAACAUACUUGGUAUGUGCGAGGUGAGAUGGAAAGGAGAAGGAUAUGUGAAUACAGUAAAUGGCAACCGUUUCUAUUAUGCAGGCAAAGAUGAUGUUGCUCAGUCAGGUAUAGGAGUGUUGGUAACAGCAUCCAUGAAACAACACACGAAAAGUUUUCUACCAGUCAGCGCGCGACAGAUUAAUAAUUAUCAAAUUAAAUGGAAAAUCAUUAAACAUCAAUAUAAUACAAAUAUACGCACCGAGAGCAGACAACCCAGACAAAGAUCUUGAAAUUUUCUAUUCCGAUAAUAAAAAGAUCAAAACACAUAUAA